Saccostrea cuccullata (small rock oyster) is the source of this 1665-nucleotide messenger RNA. RefSeq lists its product as uncharacterized. The coding region runs from base 1033 to 1665 and encodes 210 amino acids. Gene Ontology annotation, molecular function: ubiquitin protein ligase activity; translation repressor activity. Gene Ontology annotation, biological process: negative regulation of translation; protein polyubiquitination; proteasome-mediated ubiquitin-dependent protein catabolic process. Lineage: Eukaryota; Metazoa; Mollusca; Bivalvia; Ostreida; Ostreidae. The transcript has 2 exons. The record is from RefSeq and is a predicted model, not a curated record.
AGACGGCAGCCAUUACAUACUCUCUUCCUGUCAAGUUAUCAGUUUAAGUAUGGAUACUGCUACCAGUGCCCCGGAAAUCACGCAAUGUGACCUUUGUGAGACUGUUGAGGUAGAGAUACACUGUGAUUCCUGUCUUGUCAAUCUCUGUAAGGCUUGUGUGGGAGCACACAUGAUCUCUGAUGAAUCCAAGGAUCACAGACUCCUUAAAUAUCAGUCCAGGAAACCUACCCGCCUCUACCCUGAAUGUAAAUUUCAUAACAAGCAACAUUGCACAAUGUACUGUAACAAAUGUGACAUUCCAGCGUGUAAAAAGUGUCUUGCAUCUGAUGAACAUGAAACUCAUCAGAUAUCAGAAAUCUUAAAAGUUGUCAAUGAAAAAAAAGAUAAAUUAAUCAAAGAACGAAAUGAAUUAUAUGAGACAGUUUACCCCACCUACCAGAACAUUGCCUCUGAUGUACAAAGUAGAAUGAAUCAGUUAGAAAAGGAGUGUGGAGUUCUUUCUUCAGCAAUAGCAAAACAUGGAAUGGCCUGGCACAGAGAAAUUGACAAACUUUCAACAAAACUCAAAGCUGAAAUUGAUGAGAUGAAAAAUACACAGCUACAAACUCUACAGAAACAUCUGGAUGAAAGAAACAAGAAAAUUUCUGACAUUAAGAAUGAAAUCAUUUCAAUUGAAAGAGCAAUAGAUGCUAAUGACUUGUCGAAACUAUUUAAUGUAACAUCCAAUGCACAUUUAUACAGUAAUCUUCCACAAAAAAUUGUUCCUUCUCUGCCAAAAUUCAUUCCUGGAAAAAUACAAGGAGAAGAAUUCAGUAAAGUAUUUGGAGCCUUAUCAUCAAGUUCUUUAACAUCAGAUGAUCAUGGCUACAGCAUGAAAUUAAUAAAGCACCAGAAGCUGGAUUCUCUCCUCCAGUCAAACAGCUGCGUGACGAACCAGAAAUUGUAACAAUUAUAGAAACUGGGUACGAAUACCUUAUCAAUGUAGCCUGUCUGAGUGAAGAAGAAAUCUGGACAAGAGGAAACAACAGCACUAUGAAACUUUACAGCAUCAAUCAGGGAUCACUUCUCAAGUCAAUCAAAACCAAGUCAGGGAACAUACCAUUGGACAUUGCAGUAACGAAAAGUGGAGAUCUAGUUUACACUGAUGUUAGUGAUAGAACUGUGAACAUUAUGAAGAAUAAGAAGAUAGAAAACGUCAUCAGACUCCAGAACUGGACACCUCGAGGUGUCUGUAGUACCUUCUCUGGUGACCUCCUAGUUACCAUGUGUAGUCAUGAUGACAAACAAUCAAAAAUUGUCCGUUACUCUGGCUCCACAGAGAAACAAACCAUUCAGUUUGAUAAUCAAGGAAAACCUCUCUAUUCGCUUUACACGUGUAUAACAGAAAAUAGGAAUUUGGAUAUUUGUGUAUCUGACAAUAAAGUUAGGGCUGUAGUUGUGGUCAAUCAUGCUGGGAAACUGAGAUUCAGAUACACUGGACAUACGCCUGCUCCGAAGAACAAACCAUUCAUUCCACUUGGAAUCACUACAGACAGUCAGAGUCACAUUCUUACAGCUGAUGAUAACAAUGACUGUGUCCACAUCAUAGACCAGGAUGGACACUUCCUCCGCUACAUAGAAUGUGGUUUGAGUGAUCCCCGUGGGACUUUGUACAGAUAUAAAUGA